Cotesia congregata is the source of this 1422-nucleotide messenger RNA. The record is from the annotation of a GenBank genome assembly. Lineage: Eukaryota; Metazoa; Arthropoda; Insecta; Hymenoptera; Braconidae.
AUGGAAGAAAGAGGAAAAAUUGAUAAUUAUAAAAGAUUUAAAACGUUACCAAUUCUGGGUGAAAAGAAUUACGACGAGGUUUGUGAAGAAAUAAAAGCAGGUAGAUUGUCGAAGGAUGUCGUACUGAAAAUUGGAGUGCAAUAUAGAUAUCUUUUUAGCCAACAUCACUUCAAUUCGGUAGACAUACGUGAUUACCUAUUUCCACGUACAGUUGCAAUGUCAAUAAUUCAUGUUUCAAUAGCCCUGAAUGAUCAAGCAAUGAUAGAUCAUUUGUUAGCUUUGAAUUGCAAUCUCCAGGCGACCACAGGAUAUGGGCAUACAGUGUUGCAAUUUGCUGUCAUGUGUAACAAGUUGACAACUGUCCGGAAAUUAUUAGCUACUGGUAUUGAUAUCAAUAAUCUAGGAGAAGAUCUCCAAUUGCUAUUAGUAACAGCCGUAGAAUCUAAUAAUUUGAAAAUGGUGGAAUUGUUAAUCAGUUGCGGAGCUCAAGUCAAUGUCCGUAAAGUUUGUCACAUUACUGAGUCACCUUUCGGUUGUGCUGUCGCUGAUUCUAAUGUAAAAAUGAUGGAGCUCCUAAUUAGUCAUGGUGCUGAUGUCAACUUCAAGAUGUCUGGUAUUACCUUAUUCCUGACAGGCACACCUUUGAUAGCUGCUUGUAUUUUCGGAGAUACAAUAGAUUCAGUAGAGUUAUUGUUGAAUCAUCCACACAUUGACAUCCAGGCUGUUGACGACUUUAAUGAGAGUUGUGUAUUUGUUGCUGCUAGAAACAACCAAUUGAAAAACUUGCAGUUGAUUUUAAACACCAAUAUUGAUAUAAAUAUUAAAAAUAUUCAUAAAAAACUACCGUUAGAUGUUGCAUCGAAUGAAGGUAAUUAUUUAAUAAAACGUCAUAUUGUCAAAUUGAUUGUUGCUGGAUUUUAUGUUUGUGAAGAAAACAGAGAAGCUGUUAGACUCGAACAAUUUGACAUUUUGCGAGCUAAAUGUUCUGAAGAAAUCCGAAUGAUGAAGGACACCAAAGAAUUGUACACCAACUGGUCCUGCUUCAUGAUUCUUAAGAGGUCUCAGCAUUUUUUGGCUCUCCGCUUUAAACACGUUGAAGUUUCUGUUGAUCAAGAAGAAGACUGGAUUGAAAAAUUCCCACUCUACGGAGAAAUUCUUGCGUUUCACGUAAAAAAGGCUCUGCAGCGGAAGAUGAUACUUAAACACACAGAUCAAGUGCUAUUUGAUAUUUUCAAUAAGAUAUUACCAGAUACUUUUAUUCACGAUUUGUACUACUUUUUGAAAUUACAGAGUGCAAGUUAUUUAGGACAUAAAUUAAUAAUUGGUGAAGUAAGUAAAGCUCCGAUGAUAUUAAAAGUUUAUGACGAUUCAUUAACGAUGGACAUUAACUGUCCAAUUCGAAGUGACCUUGUUUUUUCUUAG